CGGCCUGGGAUCCGCGGCGGCGGCGACUUAGGCUGCCAGUCUCGAGGCGAGUCGCCGCCGCCGCUAGGAAGGCGAGCCGCGUCUGUCCGUGCGGUGCGCCCUGCCGGGGACGCGAGCAGCGCCGGCCAUGAGCUCCGGUAGAGCCAGCCGCAUAGAAGUCCAGCACUGCAGCUACAAGACCCUCCAGCUGAGCCCCCCUGAGUCCUGCAUGGAAGUCAGCGGCUACCAACGGAAAGUGUGGAAGGUUGCCCUCUGCCACUUUUUGUCCGUGCUGACCGUGGGACUGCCCCUGAUCAUCUUUCACUGGAAGCCGCGCCUCCAAGUCCAAGCCAAAUGCAGCCCCUGCCCGCUCCGCCAAGCUAACUGGGUGGUCAUCCGAGACCAGUUUGGCCAGUACUUCACAGCCGAGGUCCAAACCGAGCAGGUGGAAGAAGGCAGCCUCGAGCAUGGAGCAGACGACGGGAGAUCCAGCGUAGCUGUGGGAGUAGUGGAGAACGAGGGCGACAGCUUGGACACGCUGAGGCUCUACCGGAAGGAGCAGGCGAACAGCAUCCGCUACUUCGUCUUUGAAGGUUUGCGCUACAUUUGGAUUGAGAAGCUGCAAGCGUACUGCAAGGCCAGCAAAUUAGAUGAAAGCUGGACAUAUUCACAUCUCCACCUCUGCCACAGUGGGUUGAGCAUCCAGGAACAGACUGCCAGGAGGAAGUUCUAUGGACCAAACGUGAUUGAUGUCCCGGUGCAUUCUUACCUCCGGCUGCUGAAAGACGAGGUCUUGAACCCGUUCUACGUCUUCCAGCUAUUCAGCAUCACCUUAUGGAUGUGUGAAGAGUACUACUACUACGCCGCUUGCAUCCUGCUCAUCUCCACCGUCUCAAUCGGGAUCUCUCUCUACGAGACAAGGAAGCAAAGCGUCACUCUGCAGAAGAUGGUGAAGAUGUCGGUCAGCGUGAGACUCCGCAGAGCCCCCGGAGACGAAGAGGUGGUGAGUUCCACGGACCUCGUGCCCGGGGACUGCAUUCUGGUCCCCCUGGAUGGGAUGCUGGUUCCUUGCGACGCCGUCUUGCUCACGGGCGAGUGCAUGGUCAACGAAAGCAUGCUGACCGGGGAGAGCACCCCCGUGAUGAAGACCCCCUUGCCCAGGGACCCCCAGGCUGCCGGCACCCUCUACUCCCCCGAGGCGCACAAGCGGCACACACUCUUCUGUGGCACGCAGGUCAUCCAGGCCCGAUGCUACGUGGGCGCUGAGGUCCUUGCAGUGGUGACACGCACAGGCUUCUGCACAGCCAAAGGGGACCUCAUCAGCUCCAUCCUGUACCCCAAGCCGGUGAACUUCAGGUUUUACAAGGAUGCUGCAAAGUUUGUGGCCGUCCUCGCAGGCCUGGCUGCCCUUGGUACCACCUACAGCAUCUACAUCUUGUAUAGAAAGCGGGUUGCUGUUGGGCAGAUCGUCAUCCGCGCCCUGGACGUGGUGACGGUGGUUGUGCCCCCGGCACUGCCGGCAGCCAUGACGGUGGGCACCAUCUAUGCCCAGAACCGCCUGAAGCGGCACGGGGUCUUCUGCAUCAGCCCUCCACGCAUCAACCUCUGUGGCAAGGUCCGCCUGGUCUGCUUCGACAAGACAGGGACGCUCACAGAGGACGGGCUGGACAUUUGGGGGGUCGCCCCCCAAGAGGAGAGCCGUUUCCUGCCCCUCGUCCAAGAGCUGCGCUGCCUGCCCGAGGGGCCGCUGCUCUCCUGCCUGGCCAGCUGCCACGCCCUCACUCUGCUCAACGACCAGCUGGUCGGAGAUCCGGUCGACCUCAAGAUGCUGGAAUCCACCGGAUGGACACAGGAGGAGGCGGAAGGACCAGGGGCAAAGGCGGCACAGGUGGCUCAGCUUUUUGGGACCAGAGCCCUGGUUGUGAUGAAUCCUCCGCUGCUGGGGGAGCAACCUCAUGGCACGAAGCACACGGCCCCCCUGGCCAUCCUUCGCCGCUUCCCGUUCUCCUCAGCCCUGCAGAGGAUGAGCGUUCUGGUGAAGCCCCCGGGCGACAGCCCUACGGAGGUCUACGUGAAGGGCGCCCCGGAGAUGGUGGCCAGCCUCUGCGAGAACGAAUCAGUGCCUGCAGAUUUCUCCCAAGCGCUGCACCGUUUCACCAGCGACGGCUUCCGGGUCCUGGGCCUGGCUUACAAGCCCAUGGCGGCCAUCCGGACAUUUGAAGACGCCCAGGACGUGGCCAGGGACUCUGUGGAGAGUGGGAUGGUCUUCCUAGGGCUCCUGGUAAUGAAGAACGUCCUCAAGCCCGAAACCGCCCCCGUGAUCCACUUACUGCGCAAUGCCGAGAUCCGGACUCUCAUGGUCACAGGGGACAACAUGCUCACGGCCGUGAACGUGGCCAAGAGCUGCCGGAUGGUGGAGGCGAAGGAGCUGGUGGUCUUUGUGCACGCGGCCCCUCCCGGCCACGGCCAGCCAGCCAGCCUCAAAUUCGUCCCUUCCGAAGACUCCCCUGAGCCCCCCGAGGGCUCCUACCAGCGGGAGAGAUACUUCUUGGAGCAGCACCCUUGCCACUUGGCCAUGCACGGGAAAUCCUUUGCGGCGGUGUGCGAGCACUUUCCGGACCUCCUGCCCAAGAUUCUGGUCCGGGCGACAAUUUUUGCCCGGAUGUUACCUGACCAGAAAACUCUCUUGGUUCGGAACUUGCAAGACCUGAACUACUGCGUGCUGAUGUGUGGCGACGGCGCCAACGACUGUGGGGCUCUGAAAGCGGCCGACGUGGGGAUCUCGCUCUCCGAAGCGGAGGCCUCCGUGGCGUCUCCCUUCACGUCCCGCAUCGCCAACAUCGAGUGUGUCCCGGCCGUCAUACGGGAGGGGAGAUGUUCUCUGGUCACUUCCUUCAGCAUCUUCAAAUACAUGGCCCUCUACAGCCUGGUGCAGUUUGUCUCCGUGCUCCUGCUCUACACGCUCAACACCAACCUGAGCGACUCACAGUUCUUCUUCUUCGACCUGGUCAUUACGACCACGGUGGCUGCCUUGAUGGGCAAGACAGCGCCGGCCCCGGAUCUGGGCCUGGCGCGCCCACAAGGAGCCCUUCUCAGCACUGCCGUCCUGGGCAGCCUCCUGCUGCAGACGGCUCUCCUCAUUGCUGUCCAGGUUGUCAGCUACUUCAUCACCAUCUCUCAGCAAUGGUACAUCCCGUUGAACAGCACUGUGACGGCCCCUCAGAACAUCCCAAAUUACGAAAACACCGUUGUGUUCUGCAUCUCAGGCUUCCAGUAUCUCAGCCUGGCUGUGGCCAUGUCUAAGGGCUAUCCCUUUCUAAAGCCCCUCUACACAAACGUCAUCUUCUUGGUUGCCUUAAUCAUCCUUUUCGGACUCAUGAUCUGGUUAACCCUUUACCCGCUGAGCUUCAUGAGAAGGCUGUUGAAGCUGAAGGGCAUUGAUGACUUGGACUUCAAGGCCAGCCUCCUUGGAAUAGCCACCAUCCACUUCUUCAUGGCAUUCGUGCUGGAGACCGGCCUGGAGCACGGCCUGCUCAACUGCAUGCGGACGCUGCGCCGUAAGAAGUCGUCCAAGAAGCGCUACAAGCGGCUGGAGAGAGAGCUGAGGGAGCAGCAGUCCCCGUGGCCUCAGCUCCACGAGCCUCUCUUCGCCACCGGCAAAAUCUCCCUCGCCGCCAGAUGACGCUGGACCCCUCCGCCCCGGCUGCCCUUCUGCAUGGACACCGGGGGCGGCUGCGCCUGCCCUUGAUGCUCCUACCUGUAGCAAAUCUCCUUGUCCUGCCUCCUCCAUCUGCUUGGCAAUAGACCCUGAAAACGACCGUGUGCGCACCUGGCCCCCAUCCCCCUCCUCCUGAUGGAGCGUAGCUGCCCCUCCCGAAGCCCAAGAGUCGCUCGCCCGGCUCAGCAAAAAACGUCAGCCUCCCGAGUCCCCUCUGGAAGGUUUUCCAGUUUCUAGAAAGAAUGCCGAGGGCAUCCACUCUGUUCCCGGCACCAAGCAGGGCUUUCUGUGGAACCAUCUGGCUGGUUUGGGCCCCUCUUGGACGGCUUCCUCUGCUGAUGCCCUGGGCCAUGACUUCAUCUGGUGCCGUGGCAAGGAGACAGGCGGCAUCUUGCCCAGGUGCAACAGAGAGAAGUGGGAGGGGAGGGGGGCUUUUGCCCUCCAGACGGCCACGUGGCUUGUGUAUCACGUUGCCAGGUUCAAUGCAGGACUGAGCCCCCUGCGCCUCUUCUCACAGUUGGAGAGAUGAGUUUUGGCUCCUGCAGCUUCUCCCACAAGGCCACUUCAGCUCUCCUCCCAGACACGCGGGGCCAGGUCUCCUGUCAGGGAAGCAGCCGGUGGAGGAAGCCUGCCUCUGUGACAGCUGCUCUGUUCAAACAGUGGUUGCUUUGGUUCUGUCGGAUCUUCAAUGGCCCCACAAGGAUGGGCUCAGCACAAUCCCUAGAAAGGACAUUUUUUAAACUUGAAUUUCAUCACUGUCUUUCCGCCUCCAUUCCUGUUUGCUACAAUUUCUUGCUCUCCAAAGAGUCCUCAUCAGCCUCAAAGGUCUGGUCUGGUCCAGGGGGUGUUUUUUUUUGGGGGGGGUCUCCUUCCCACAGCCGCACCCCAAAGAAAGGUUCUAUGAAACGAUGCGUGUGUGGAAAGCAAGAGCUGAUGGUCUAGGCCACUACAGCAUGGUUUAUGAACGUGUCUCAUAAUAAACAAAUGAUAUUUUCUUGA
This is a messenger RNA of Elgaria multicarinata webbii, 4696 nucleotides long. RefSeq names its product ATPase cation transporting 13A2 (gene ATP13A2). Gene Ontology annotation, biological process: regulation of autophagosome size; intracellular calcium ion homeostasis; autophagosome-lysosome fusion. Gene Ontology annotation, molecular function: ATPase-coupled monoatomic cation transmembrane transporter activity; ATP binding; ATP hydrolysis activity. Gene Ontology annotation, cellular component: membrane. Lineage: Eukaryota; Metazoa; Chordata; Lepidosauria; Squamata; Anguidae. The coding region runs from base 128 to 3661 and encodes 1177 amino acids. The record is from RefSeq and is a predicted model, not a curated record. The transcript has 29 exons.